GGAUGGGAACGGAUACUCAGCCCCCGAGUCUCGCUCUUGGCCACAGCCACUUACGCUCCAGCUCUAAAACCGGGAUUCUUCCAAAUCUACGCCGGGCCACUCCGGUACUGAGUCGAUGAGCCCCGCGCAAACUCUGCUGGAGUGCGGACUGUGCUUUUAUUAAGUGUACUCCACUCUAAGAGUUGUGGACUAUCUACCCUGAGUCCCAGCAGCAGCUGCUGGUGUAGUGCCGCCUCCCCGUCCUCCUCCCCCAAGCUCUGACUUCUAGGAGCCCUGGCACCCCGGGGGCCUCCCACAGAGUGUCUGUCUCCCAAAGUCGUGCACACGCUGCCUCCAGCCAGGCACACUGGGGCUCCCGCGACUUCUCUCCGCUCGGGAGUCGCGAUGCCCUUGGGACACAUCAUGCACCUAGAUCUGGAGAAGAUCGCCCUCGAGUACAUCGUGCCCUGCCUGCAUGACAUCGGCUUCUGCUACCUGGACAAUUUCCUGGGCGAGGUAGUAGGCGACUGCGUCCUGGAGCGCGUGAAGCAACUGCACUGUAAUGGGAACCUGCAGGACGGACAGCUGGCUGGACCCCGCUCCGGAAUCUCCAAGAGGCAUUUGCGUGGAGAUCAGAUAACCUGGAUCGGGGGCAACGAGGAAGGCUGCGAAGCCAUCAACUUCCUCCUGUCCCUGAUCGACCGGCUGGUUUUGUACUGCGGAAGCCGCCUGGGCAAAUAUUAUGUCAAAGAAAGGUCCAAGGCUAUGGUGGCUUGCUAUCCUGGGAAUGGGACUGGUUAUGUUCGACACGUGGACAACCCCAAUGGAGAUGGACGCUGUAUUACCUGUAUCUACUAUCUGAACAAGAACUGGGAUUCCAAGUUACAUGGUGGUAUCCUUCGGAUAUUCCCAGAAGGAAAGUCCUUUAUAGCAGAUGUGGAACCUAUUUUUGACAGACUACUCUUCUUCUGGUCAGAUCGUAGGAACCCACAUGAAGUACAGCCUUCCUAUGCUAUGAGAUAUGCUAUGACUGUUUGGUACUUUGAUGCAGAGGAAAGAGCAGAAGCCAAAAAGAAAUUCAGGAAUUUAAUUGGGAAAACAGAAACCUCCCGAAGUGAGGUCUGAGCUGGAGAUCAGCUGGCACUGUUCCUUUCACAAACACUGUCUCUGCAAGCUACAAGAUCCAAAGAUGUCCUCUUCAUUGACUUGUGGGAAAGAUACUCUUUCCUACAAAUGCACCAUUCAUGUCUCUUAUCUUGCCUGUGGUACUCUGCAUUCUUCUGCGGGACUCUAUUCAUCUCCAGAUACUCUCUGUGACUUUGGAAGAACUUGAAGACUUGCCGAUUCCAGAGAUACCGUUGAGCAGUGACCUGUUCAGCAAGUUUAGCAGAUGACUUUUGGGCUCCACCCAUUGUAAAGAUGAUGAACAUGGAAACAAACAUAGGGGAGGGAACAAAUCUUAUUUGCACUUUACGUAAACUUUUUGGAUUGAAAGAAAGCUUUGCCUCUGGAAAUGCUGCCUCUGGAAACAAAUUGAGGGAAAGUUGAGUGUUCCUAGUGCACCAUUCAGCAACAUAUCCUUGGACAGGCUUUCUGUGGCUUAGCUCAAGUGUAUGUUUUCACUGUCUCUACAAAGGGCUGUUGUUGUCAUUGUAAUACCUUCAUUUAUGUCUUAUUGGCAUAUAUCCUUUCUUCCUGGUCUUGGAAGUAAGGCUUCCUGCCUCUGCACAAGUUGAGUGAAAUUGUUAACUUUGGAAGAGAUAACAGUAUCAUUUUACUUCCCCUUUAAUUUUCUUCCCUUAAGAGAUUGAUUCCCCAGAAGUCUAGCCAACGCUGGAAGUUUAACAUUAUUUUAUUGUUUCCUUAAUGGAUAGAGUUGUGAAUCCAAGAUAAAAAUCUAUCUGGACCUUAGAACUGAUUUAUAAUUUUGUUAAAAACAAACAAACUAGAUCUCGGGUUAACAGUAUUUUUUUUAAUUAACAAAUUUUUUUUCUUCCCAUUAUCUCCCCCCUCCCCAACCCAAUUUUAAAAAAGAAGAAAGAAAAAAAAAAUACUUGCAUAACAUGUUUUGUCAAACAAACAAAUUGCUGUAUUGGCUGUGUCCACAAUUAAA
This is a messenger RNA of Sarcophilus harrisii (Tasmanian devil), 2092 nucleotides long. It is a transcript of the gene EGLN3, whose product is annotated as egl-9 family hypoxia inducible factor 3. The transcript is spliced from 5 exons. The record is from RefSeq and is a predicted model, not a curated record. Gene Ontology annotation, biological process: cellular response to hypoxia; peptidyl-proline hydroxylation to 4-hydroxy-L-proline. Bases 385 to 1104 code for a protein of 239 amino acids. Gene Ontology annotation, molecular function: L-ascorbic acid binding; ferrous iron binding; peptidyl-proline 4-dioxygenase activity. NCBI's taxonomy places the organism in Eukaryota, Metazoa, Chordata, Mammalia, Dasyuromorphia, Dasyuridae. Gene Ontology annotation, cellular component: nucleus; cytoplasm.